Molecule: messenger RNA, 5091 nt
Organism: Anopheles bellator
Lineage: Eukaryota; Metazoa; Arthropoda; Insecta; Diptera; Culicidae
Gene: Srrm1
Product: serine/arginine repetitive matrix protein 1
Exons: 5
Coding region: 1-3813 (1270 amino acids)
Biological process (GO): mRNA processing; regulation of mRNA splicing, via spliceosome
Cellular component (GO): spliceosomal complex
Molecular function (GO): RNA binding
Source: RefSeq, a predicted model, not a curated record
AUGAUGUUCACUGGAACAAAUCAGCAGCAGGACUCCCGGUUCUCGGACAAGGAGAAGAAGCUGUUGAAGCAGAUGAAGUUUAGCGACAAUCUCAACAAGCGCGUCGACAUGUCGAAGGUGAAGCUGGACGUGCUGCGGCCGUGGAUUAGCCAGAAAAUCACUGACAUGCUAAACAUCGAGGACGACGUGAUCGUUGAGUUCGUGUACAAUCAGCUCGAGGAAGAAAAGUUCCCUUGCCCGAAGAAAAUGCAGAUCAACCUGACCGGCUUUCUGAAUGGAAAGAAUGCUCGCGUGUUCAUGGAGGACUUGUGGUCACUGCUUCUGUCGGCACAAGAAUCCGAAACAGGGAUACCGGCCGAGUUUAUACAGCAGAAAAAGGACGAAAUUUUGAAGCGCGAAGAGGACGCCAGGCUGCUGGAAGACGGUGGUCGUGGACGGCGUUCCAGAAGUCGUACUCGCGACAAGGACGAUGCGACGGGAAAAUCGAAAGCCAAGAACGUUGUGAGGCAAAUGUACAAACCGGAGCCGGAAGACUAUGUUGACGAGGAGGAAAAAAUGAUUGAAGAGUUCAUCGAGGCGGAUGUUCCGAAGGAGUCGAAAAAGUUACCACCUACCGUUGCCCCGGGGGAAGCGAUCAAGAAUGAUGGCAAAAGUGUGGCGGCGGCACCCUUGGACAAAAGUUCCCGAGACGCUGCGGGAGCUCGCCGAAAGUCGGUUGAACGUGGUAAAUCGACCGAGCGUAACGAUCGAAAUCGCCGCAAGUCUCGUGAGCGCUCGCGAUCACGGACCGAUCGACGGGCAUCAUCCCGUGAUCGGAGGGGUUCGAGAUCGGGCCGCCGAUCGCCGGUGGAUCGAUCGCGUAAACGGGGCAGCCGCUCGCCGAGAGACAAACGUGCAAACGAUCGAGAUCGGCGACGAUCCCGCAGCAGCUCUCUGUCCAAGAAGGAGAACAAAAACGGCAACGGAAAUUCAGCUGCUUUGUCCAAACUUCAAUCGAAGCUAAUGAAUAUGGCAGAAGGGAAAAAGGCGGUUAAACAAGGUGGCAGUGAUUCAACGGUUGGUUCACGUUCUAGAAGCCGAUCCGGGUCCGCCAAACCGACCAAUAGAAAACCGACUCCCGAAAGUCGCUCACGAUCCGGAUCGAAGCUCAGGUCCAAAAAGUCGAAGAAAGGCCAUCCCGGCACACGAUCUCACAGUUCAAACGAUUCGUCGGAUUCUAGUUCAUCCAGCAGCGAGGAUGAGCGGAAGGCAAACCCGACUGCCGCGGCUGGCAGUAAGAAGCGCAAUGGGCGAAACAGUCGCAGCCGUAGUCGUAGCACGAGCCGCAAUCGGCGAGGCGAUACGUCACGUAGUCGCUCCGGAAGCAGCCGAUCUGUGUCCAGGGGUCGUAAGCAGGACGUCGAUUUCGAGAUUCAAAAGAAAGAAAACAGCGUCCAGAAGAAGCGCCACUAUCGUUCGAACAAGGACUCUUCGGACUCGGAAUCGGAGGCGCAUCCGAACAGAGGACCGCCAACGUCACGCCGGCGGCCGGCCGAUGGUGACGGUCCAGACCGUGGUAAGCCCGGCGGCAGAUCGGGUGGUGGUCGGGGGGAUCGCGAUCGACGCUCACUGUCUCGAGGGCGACCUCGUGAAGAUCGGGGUGGGCGCAACGCUCGUUCACGGUCUCGCUCUAGAAAUCGAUCUCGCUCACGAUCACCGAGACGUCGAUCAAGAUCUCCGGGGCGUCAUAGUACACGUGGAAAUACACGUGAUGUUAAUUUUAAUCGUCGACGAUCACCACCAUCCCGUGGUGGCGGAGCACCAGGACGAGGACCAGACAAGGACAGGGAUCGGGAGCAGCGGGAUCGAGAACGAGACCGCGAUCGUGCUGCAGCUGGCAACGCAUCGAAUCAACAGCAACGCUACGCGAGUCCAUCGCGAGGCCGUCGUCCCGAUCCGCGGGACCAACGUACCAACCGUGAGCGUCGCUCAGGUGACAGUGGUCGCGAUCGAGAAACGCAAAACACUUCCAAGUGGCGUCGAUCGAACGAACGCGAACAGCAUCCGCAGCAGCAGCAGCAACGUCACCAGCAAAUGGGGCCACCGGCAUCCAAUCGGUACGACGAUCGAGAUCGAAACCAACGAGAAGCUGUCGGGAAUCGAAGCUCGGCUGCCGGUGGUGGUGCUCGCCGCGGAAGUCCAGAACGGAACAGUGCCGAGCGACAAGAUAGGCAUUCAAACCGAAGUAGUAGCAGUUUGAUUCGAGGACGUAAAACUUCCGAAAGUCCCGCCGGAUCGACGGCCCAGCGAUCCACUACCACCAAGGUUUCGAAUGCUCGAGAUUCCGUCGAAAUCGUGACGGAUGACGGUGGUUCAGCCGAGCGUAACAGUCGGAACUCGGCCGAUUCAAAAGGAGCUACGGUUGUGGAGCGAGGCCAUAGUGAUGAAAAGGAGGAACGUCGUUCCGGCGGUGCUCGUAAGCAACAACCGGAAUUGGCUAGAAAAUCGGACGAACCGAUAGUAGCGGCUACCGUUCAUGAACGGUCCAAAGAAAGCUCCUUAAAAUCGGCCCCGAUCGAGGAUGUUAAAAAGCAUCCAAAGCAUCCUCCCGUCACAACUUCUCGCACCGCCCGGUACAGUCAGAGCCUUUCGCGCACACCUUCACCGUUCCUCAAACCACACGAACGUGAAGCCGGUCUUAAUGUUUCGAAUCAGCGAAACGAAAAGAUUACCGCUGUAGCACCAACGGCCCAGAAACAGCUCGUAAAGGCGACUAAAGUGCUAACAAGUAGCAGUGGCAAGCAACAACAGCAGCAGAGUUCGGGCAGUGAAGAGGAGGACAGUUCCGGUAGCGAAAGUGACGAAUCGCACGAGGUAACUAAAAAAGCGAACCGACGAGAGGACGGCGAACGAAAACAGCGCGAGGCAACCGCGGCAGCACUCAAGAAGGAGAAAUUCAAGCGUAAGCAAGAUUCGAAGGCGCACCGUGGCAAGCACCGCUCCUCUUCGACGUCCUCUUCGACAAGCAGCGAAGAGGAAGAGGAGGACGACGACGAUGAAGACGAUGAACCAGCGAACAAGUCCUCCGACGAGAGCCAUGCCGAUAAGCGAAAAUCGAAGAGCAAAGACCGACGGCCACCAAAGAACGCUCUUAAAGUGUCAUCCCAUUCGGCGGACUUUGCGCACGGCCCGGCGGAUGAUCAUCGGAAAAAGUUUGCGACCGUAGCAGCACCACCCACGGCGAAGGAGAGCAUUUCAAGAAAGCAUCGGGACAGCCCAUCAUCAGCUGAUCACCAGCAUGGCAAGAAGCGCAAACCAACGAGCACUUCGGCGGAGGGCACCCGGGAGGCGCUUGAAGAGUCCACGAAAGUGAAACUGAAGGAAAGUAACUCCUCGAAAGUGAGGCUUGCCGCCGCAGCAUCGACCAAGGGUCCGCCCGCUGGCACCGCCAUCGACGAGCGGGAUUCCUCCUCGUCGAGCGAUUCAGAGCGCCAGCGCAAGAAGCGUCGCAAGGAGAAAAAGCGUCAGCGGGACGCUUCGGAGGACGGUAGCUCGUCGGACUCGGAGUCGGGUAGCAAGCGCAAGAAGCACAAGAAACACCGGAAGCAUUCGAAAAAACACAAGAAACACAAAAAACACAAGAAAUCGAGCAAAUCGAGCAAGUACCGUGGGGGCAGCUCUUCGUCCUCUUCCGACGACGAUGGUGAUGGCGGUGCGGUGCGAGCGAAGAAGAGUGCACCGAUCGGUGGUACGGCCAUCAAUGACGAUCUGGAGAAGCAGCUUCGCGAGCGGGCCCUCAAAUCGAUGAAGAAACAGCAAAGCACUUCCGACUGAAAGCGCUCGGUGCCGUCACCGCGGCGGCACUGGGGAACGAGGCAAAUCACUGUCACGCAUCGCCGUGACGACUAGGCGGACACGACGGACACACCUAACGGAACACCCGGCGUUUGGACAAACUAGAGGUAAAGUAAAGGGUUUUUGCGUUACACGGAACGCAGCACGGAGAGGUUGGCUACAUGAUUCCUAAGAACUUGAAAGGUGGAAAACAAUGGUCGAGAUUUUUUGAAUAUAGCGCCGCAAUGAGAAGCGGCAACGUUGUAUAAAUAGACUCUAGACGAAUAGGAUGGGUUGGCCUGUAGAAGCCUCCGAGUUUCCGAAAGGAACUCGACCGUUGGCUGGACAGAUUACGGUGUAUGAUAAGUACACGGUUCAAUGGAAGCGAUUUCAGGAGUAAAAGUUAAUAAGUUAUGAAAGUGGCUUCACCAACGGUCGGUUAGACGGCAAAGGGGCACAGUUCUUAGAGGAAGAAAUUGACAACAUGAUACCCAAUACACACACACACACCAUUCGGAACUGGUAAAUGUGAGAGGCGUCCGUUUGGAACAGUGAGGUACGGUUUUACUAAUAAGCGCACGAGCUCAGUGGCCGGUACACCUGGAGGUACUGAUCCGUUCGCGUUCCGGAACGAGCAACGAGGGACGAGGGACAUCCAGGCCAUGCUGUGUUAGAUGAAAUACUUGAAACAAAUGAUAUCCACACUGCGCGGUAGCCAGUCACGAUCCAACGAUCUUCGAACACAACUACCACCAGGGCACUUGACACAUUUUUUUCCUUAUCACUCUCUUGGACCUUGCACGCGCGCGCCCCGCAAGUCACCGUGUAUGGCCCGGUCUGCGGCUGGGGCACAUUAUUGAGCAGAAUGUUUAGCUUUAAGAAAACCAUCCUAGACUAAAGUAGCAACCGCUAAGAAGUACUAAGUUAAUGAAUUCUCUCUCGCUUACCGGAAAUGAGUGUAUGAAUUUGUGUAGCUCGAUAACGGAUCGUAGAUCGCGAACAACGAUCACGAUCUACUUGCGGUAAUCCCACAUUAAAGAGAAAGCGCUAGUGUCGAAAUUGGUCUACUAGAAGCGCCCGAGUACAGACAUUACGAAUGCUAGAGGACUCCAAAAGAUCCGUACGCAGCCGGCCCGUAGUCGAAGAUGGAUAGUGAAAGCGUUCGCGGAAAAAAGGAAAAACAAAUAAUAUAAACAUAAUCUCGCAUCGUGUGAAAUUUGUCUCAAUUUUCAAAACAACAUACGGCGACCGGCAAACAACAGAAUGGGGAAACAAACA